Molecule: messenger RNA, 1561 nt
Organism: Coregonus clupeaformis (lake whitefish)
Lineage: Eukaryota; Metazoa; Chordata; Actinopteri; Salmoniformes; Salmonidae
Product: neuroplastin-like
Exons: 9
Coding region: 314-1513 (399 amino acids)
Biological process (GO): homophilic cell-cell adhesion
Cellular component (GO): plasma membrane
Source: RefSeq, a predicted model, not a curated record
GUUAAGGUUAGGGUAGGGGUUAAGGUUAGGGUUUAGGGUAGGGACGUACCAGGGAUCCCGGAUAGCACUAACGUAUGAGAAAGGCGGUUCCUUCGAGUGAUUUCAACACCGCGCACCGGGCACUGCACAGGUGGCGUGGCGUCAGCACCCGUCUGGUGAGCGAGCGCGCCGCGGUUUUUGCGUGACCCAAUUGGAGUAUUAGAGGCCGCUUCCUUCCAUCAGAUCGGUAUCUACCCGGUAACCCGGUCCCCUCACUCCACCAUUCAGGCCACUGCACCACUUUCCCCGUUACCGGCAUCUACCACCCGAGUCGAUGCUACCUGGAAAACGAAGAGCCGAAAUUAUGUCGGUCUCGGUGGCGUUCAUUGGAGUACUGAUGCUGCAUUCUGUCUCCUCGCAGAACGCUGGCUUUGUGAAGUCUCCCCUGUCUGAGACCAAACUAACAGGCGACACCUUUGAGCUGUACUGUGACGUGGUCGGUAACCCAACCCCAGAGAUCCAGUGGUGGUACGCUGAGAUCAACCGGGCCGACUCCUUCCGCCAGCUCUGGGACGGCGCCCGUAAACACCGCGUCUCCAUCAACACGGCGUACGGCGCCAACGGCGUGAGCGUUCUGGGCGUGACGCGUCUCGGCCUGGAGGAUGCUGGGACGUACGAGUGCCGGGCCAGUAAUGAUCCGAGGAGGAACGAUCUGCACCAAAACCCUGCCACCACCUGGAUCAGAGCACAGGCCACCAUUACCGUGUUGCAGAAGCCGUCAAUCAACUCGUCAGACCACAUCACGCUGCCAGUUGAUCACCACAGCCUGCCCCUCACCCUGCAGUGCAACCUAACUUCAGCCCACAGCACCCACCUUGAGAGCUUCUGGAUGAAGAACGGGGAGGAGAUCGAAGAGACCCGCGGAGAGAGAGCCAACACUGAGUACUACCUGAAGAAGCCCAGAGGAGACGAUGCAGGGGAGUACAUGUGUGUAUACACCUUCGAUAUGGCUCCGCCUGCUAACGCCACCAUCGAGGUUAAAGCUGGUCCUGACAUCAUAGGCCACAAGCGUAGUGACAAUAAGAAUGAGGGUCAGAAAGCCCUGCUGUACUGUAAGGCCACGGGAUACCCCUACCCCAUCUGGACCUGGCGCAAACUGGACAACGGGUUCUACAUGGACAUUGACAACUCCUCCGGCCGUUUCUUCAUUAACAACAAAGACAACUACACUGAGCUGAGCAUCAUCAACCUGGACAUCGGCUCCGACCCUGGGGAGUACCAGUGUAACGCCACCAACAUGAUCGGCACUUCGUCCAUUGUGUCUGUGCUGCGGGUCCGGAGCUACCUGGCCUGGCUUUGGCCUCUGCUGGGCGUCCUGGCCGAGGUCAUCGUCCUGGUCAUCAUCAUCGUGGUCUACGAAAAACGAAAGAAGCCAGACGACAUACAAGACGAUGACGAACCAGCUGGACCAAUGAAAAGUAACUCCACCAACAAUCACAAAGACAAGAACCUUCGUCAGAGGAACACAAACUGAGCACAUUGAUAAUAACAUAUUAUACAUGUAUGUAUUGACCAUAUGAAG